AUGAAGAUCGUUGGAUUGACAGGAGGUAUCUCGUCGGGCAAGAGCACGGUCACGAGGAUCUUCACGAGCGAUGCAAAGACUGCACCAGCUGUGAUCGAUCUCGAUGUGAUAGCGCGACAGGUCGUGGCGCGAGGCACCCCCGCCUACGACAAGAUCCUGCGACAUUUCAAAGAUCCUGAGGGCGGGUCCCUUAUUGAGGAGGCAACGGGCGAGAUCGAUCGCAAGCGACUGGGCGCGCUCAUCUUUGCUGAUCCACUCCAGCGAAAGAAGCUGCAGGCCAUCACACAUCGCCCCAUCUUCAUCGAGAUGGCCAAGCAGCUGCUAUGGCACUUCAUCAGGGGCACAGAUCUCGUCAUCUUGGACGCGCCGCUCCUCUACGAGGCCGGCCUGCACCGUCUGACGAGCAGCGUCGUGGUGGUGUAUGCGCCCGACGAUGUCCAACUCAAGCGCCUCAUGAAGCGAGACAACAUCGAUGAGAAGGAAGCCCGACAAAAGAUCCAGGCCCAGAUGCCUCUCGACAAGAAGCGAGAGAGGGCCGACUUUGUGAUCGACAACUCGGGCGAUCUCAAGGACACCGAGCAGCAGGCGCAAUCCCUCCUCCUCCUUCUGCGCUCUCAAGAGAGCCUCUUUGCGACACGUGCUCUGCACGUCUGA
Messenger RNA from Acanthamoeba castellanii str. Neff, 654 nucleotides. Its product is annotated as dephosphoCoA kinase. Gene Ontology annotation, molecular function: dephospho-CoA kinase activity; ATP binding. The coding region runs from base 1 to 654 and encodes 217 amino acids. The record is from RefSeq and is a predicted model, not a curated record. The transcript has 5 exons. Gene Ontology annotation, biological process: coenzyme A biosynthetic process. NCBI's taxonomy places the organism in Eukaryota, Discosea, Longamoebia, Acanthamoebidae.